GGAACAGACAGUUCUGGUAGCUCUCUCCUGCAGAGCCUUGUAAGCAACAGAUCUCAUCAGAACCAGGUCUCAGAAAUUGUUGAGAAGUUUCCUGCAGCCUGAAAUGACAGAGAGCACUGUAAAAAGGACACCCCUAUUUUAUACCUAAAGAAUAUUGCUUAAUUGGUAUUAAUCUGAAGAAAUAUAUUGUACGGUAAGGCUUUUGACAGACUACCAACCUUCUGAACACCCAGAGAGCAUUUAAUUUUUGUCUAAUCACAAGAACCUAAUGUCACUGCACAUGCUACAAUGGAAACUCUAAGACAAAUACAAAGCUUUGGCAUCUGUGUUACCCAUAUGUAUCCCGUAGUAUCGGGUGUGGUGUUCACCGCUCUUCUAGCUUCUUGCUGCUCAUCUGUGACCAUAAGAGCUCGUCCACUUGUUCCUAAUUCACCUUUUCUUUCUAUCUGGAAUGCUCCUACAGAACUUUGUACUGAAAAGACUGGAGUGCAGCUGGACAUGAAUUUUUUUCCUCUCAUUGGAAGCACACUGAAGACAUCCAUCGGGCAAAACAUCACACUUUUCUAUCCAGACAGGCUUGGCUACUACCCUUACAAAAAUGAAGUCACAGGAGAGGCAUUCAAUGGAGGACUUCCUCAACUCUCACUGCUGGAGAAUCAUUUAAGAAAAGUCAAAGAGGACAUCCAGUUCUACAUUCCUUCAGAUGAACAGCUUGGAUUGGCUGUCAUUGACUGGGAAAACUGGAGACCCGUGUGGAUAAGGAACUGGGGAUCAAAAGACAUUUAUAGACAGGAAUCGAUUGAACUGGUUCAGCAGAGAGACCUCAGUCUAUCUGAAGCUGAAGCCAGAACUAUAGCUAAAAUGGAAUUUGAAGCUGCAGCAAAAUCAUUCAUGUUGGAAACUUUGAAGCUGGGCAUAGAAAUGAAGCCAAAUCGUCUGUGGGGAUAUUACCUUUAUCCAGACUGUUAUAACUAUGAUUACAAACAAAACCCAUAUAAUUAUACAGGAGCCUGUUUAGAUAUUGAAAUAGAAAGAAAUAAUGAGCUUAAUUGGUUAUGGAAGAAAAGCACAGCACUUUAUCCAUCUGUCUAUCUAGAGACAGCUUUAAGAUCCUCCAGAAAUGCCCAGCUCUUUGUUCGCAACAGAGUUCAAGAAGCCAUUAGAACUUCCUAUGUCUCUAAUUCUACUCAUCCCCUUCCAGUUUUUGUAUAUACACGUCCAGUAUUCACAGAUGUCUAUGAGGAAUAUCUCUCUGAGGAUGACCUGGUGAAUACCAUUGGAGAAUCUGCUGCACUGGGUGCUUCUGGAAUUGUGAUCUGGGGUGAUAUGAAUUUAACACAAAAUAAGAAUACCUGUAGAAUUCUGGACAACUACCUCAGAAGGACUUUGACCCCAUACCUCAUCAACGUCACAAUGGCAGCCAGAAUCUGUAGCCAAGUGUUAUGCCAAGACUCUGGUGCUUGUGCACGGAAAAAAUGGAAUUCCAGUGACUAUCUUCAUUUGAACCCUGAGAAUAUUGUAAUUCAAAUGACAAAGGAUGGGAAAUACACUCUACAAGGGCAACCAUCACUUCAGGAUCUGCAAACAUUGAUAGAAAAAUUUGAUUGCCACUGUUAUGCAGGGCACAGCUGUGAACCUAGAGCUGAUAUAAACGACAUCCAUUACCUCCAUGCUUGCAUUUCAGAAGAUACUUGCAUUCAGAUAUCCCCAAAUUCCUUUUCUAACAUAGAAGCCUCUGAAGAAAAGAUCCUGUCUAACAGAACUGCAUUUUCAUUUCCCUCUGAGAGUAAGGUGACAUUAUCUACACAUCCUGAAAUAGAAGAUUUCCAAUCUACCUUUAGAAAUAAUACACUUAAUAUAACAACUGCAGAAUAUAACACUAUCACAGCUGCCAGUAGAUAUGAUUUAGAAGCAAAUGAUACUCGUACUUUCAGUAGCUCUUCAUCCUAUAAGAUAAAGAUGUUUAAUCUGUUUUGCUUAAUUGUACUUUUGAGAACCUUAAUACAAAUGACCCACGAAAGUGAGAAUAUUCUUUUCCCUGGCUAUGUUUGAAAUUCUAAAGGUUUUAUUUACAAAACAAUCAAUCAAACAAACAAUUCCCUAAAGGCUUAUGGUCUUAUCUGUAUCAGGUAACUUUUCAUAAUUCAUAGAUGACACUUCAGCUUGAAUGUAUUUCUUCAGUUUAGUUCUAUAAACUACUAUUUGUGCCAAAGACAUACUGGUCUGUAUAUGCUGACUAUACUAUAUGACAGGAUAAUCCAGAAUACAAAACAUUUUUUACAGUUUACAUUUUUUACUGUUAUAUUUAAAACAAAAAUUUGUGACAAUGCUGUUUUGUGUACUCUAAGUCAAGAUAGUUAAAUAUAUAAUACAUAAAAUAGUUCAUCAGGUUUGAUGCUCUAUGCAAGAAUUAAUUUCAUUCCAUAUGA
Messenger RNA from Neopelma chrysocephalum (saffron-crested tyrant-manakin), 2429 nucleotides. RefSeq names its product hyaluronidase PH-20-like. Gene Ontology annotation, cellular component: acrosomal vesicle. Lineage: Eukaryota; Metazoa; Chordata; Aves; Passeriformes; Pipridae. The record is from RefSeq and is a predicted model, not a curated record. The coding region runs from base 289 to 2052 and encodes 587 amino acids. Gene Ontology annotation, biological process: carbohydrate metabolic process; hyaluronan catabolic process; fusion of sperm to egg plasma membrane involved in single fertilization. The transcript is spliced from 4 exons. Gene Ontology annotation, molecular function: hyalurononglucosaminidase activity.